CUGGUUCAUUCCAUCCAAAGUUUUCCACCAGGGCCGUUAAACACAGCCCGUUUUAGUGGUGCGCCAUGUCGGCCUCCAAAUUGGAGAAGACCGUCGUGAAUUUGGAACGACGCCUCAGAGAGGAGUUCCAAUUGGAGAUCCAGCGACAAACGGCGCGGCUGUCAUCAAGGCUGCUGGCGCUGGAAGUGAAGCUGAAGGGUGAGAUCAAUGUGGACUUCGAGCCACAUGAGAAGGAAUCCGAGAUCCAUGAGAUCGUCGAGGAAUCUCUGGACGCGCCACAGGCCUGUGACAGACAGGUCAUCAGCCUGAGCCCUCGAAGUGGUCGAAGUGCCGCCCACGUGCUGCCCGAGCCGGCGAACGUGCUGCCGGUGCCCGUGCAGGACAGUUUGGUGAAGCCCGAACUUGAGCCCAAGGAUGGAGAGGAAGAUCCAGAGGAGCCAGUCUCCUUUAUGGAAACUGCGUGGAACCUGGUGCUGGUCCUAGGUCUCACGAGUUCCGGCUGGGUGGAUGUGACCAUCGCCUGUCUGCUGCUGCUGAGUAGCGCGGGGAUGCAGAUCACCUUCAGUGUCAUUCUGCUGGGCAAGGACUUCUUGGGGGAUGCCUUUCGAGAGCAGAUCGACAUCGCCAAGGAUUGGCGCAGGAGUGUGGCGCACGACCACAAACAUAUGGACCUGGCUCAGACCAGUCUGAUCUCGCGUGUCUGCAACGAAGAUGGCAAAUUGAUCUUGUCUACAGAUCAGGCAUCCCUUUUAUCUCAGAUCAACGCCUUCUUAGGUCUCGAGUCCAAUGACUUUGAACUCCCCUGGCUCCAACCUGGCAUUUUGCUCUGCAUGCUCUGCAUCCUCCUGUGGUGCCUGUAUUUGUGUCAGGAGCUUCGAGCGGUCUUCUUUUCCUUGGAGGCCGUGUCGUUUCUGCCGCGCGGGCGUUCCACCAUCCUGCAGAAUGGCCGUUUCCUGCAGAUGUCCUACAUUCGUUUCUAUGCCUACUGCCUCAUACGCUUAUCACGGCUGGCCAUAGCAGUUGCGCUGCUGUAUGCUGGUGUCUUGUGGUUGGCUGGUACAACUUCCAUUACGGACCUGAUUCUGAAUGCUGUGGCUCUUUCGGCGAUCCUCCAAGUGGACGAGAUGGUCUUCACAGCCUUGAUGCCCAAGAAGAUUCAGAUCAACAUCCAGGACCUGGAAGCCUUGAAGGUGAGGUAUAGCAACUUUCGAAGUCAAUUCGAGUCGGUGGUGCUCUUAGCUCUGACCUGCGGAUUCCUGCUUUGGCCGUAUUUCAGCCAUGUUGGGCCGUUGGCGGCAGACAUGCUAGAGGUCAAGAGACAGUACUGCUAUGGCAACCAAGACUUUGUUGUGGGUGCAAACGCCCAGCAGCAGGUGACGAUAGGUCUCAAGACCAAGCCGUUUCCAGUCACAGACACAGGGCUGCUGACCCAAUUCGCUGUGGAAGAUUUCAUUUGGAAGCCCAAAGGUUCAGAAUCGAACUACAUCAUGUUCCGGGAGACCAGCGGGAGCUUUCAAGAAUGGUUGGCGAUGCCCAUGAGCAGCUAUGCAUCCUUCGAUAGCAACUGCCGAGAUUGGAGCGAUUCGUUUCUGAACGACAAGCCUCUUCGGAGCUGGGAGGAGCCCUACCGGGCACAUUGGUACUCCACGUCUUUUUCGGUUUUCAUGGAUCAAAACAGCAGUUGCGCUGAUAUGAAGGACAAGUGUGAUGACUCCACAUCAGGGCUUCUCCGCUUCAUGUGCGGUGAGACCUGUGGCUGUACUUCGCCCUACAGCAAUCCUUGGUAUCGUGUAAUUCAACAUGGCUGCACUGGAGCGUGUAUCGAAGAAGCCAGAAACGUUGCUUCACUGGCAGUUUGUGAGGACAUGGAUAUGACAGCUUCGCCCUGGAAGGACAUUUGGGUGCAGUUCUGGACUCAGUACCGCCAAGUGAUCCAUUCCCAUGGGAUUGAUCUUGAUGGUGAUGAUUUCGGGUACAUGAACGGUAUGAUUGGAAACAUGACGGUGAUGGGAUGUGCAGGAUUGCAGGUGAUUCCUUGGGGCGAGGAUAUCGUCUUCAAUACCAAGUUUUGCGAAGGUGAACCAUCCGAAAAAAACUGGGGGAUGGUGGAAAGGGGGCUGGAAAUUCCACCCAUUUCUAUCCAUUUCUGCUGUGCUAAAUGGGGAUGGUUUGUCUGA
Molecule: messenger RNA, 2177 nt
Organism: Cladocopium goreaui
Lineage: Eukaryota; Dinophyceae; Suessiales; Symbiodiniaceae
Source: the annotation of a GenBank genome assembly